Molecule: messenger RNA, 1203 nt
Organism: Meyerozyma guilliermondii ATCC 6260
Lineage: Eukaryota; Fungi; Ascomycota; Pichiomycetes; Serinales; Debaryomycetaceae
Exons: 1
Coding region: 1-1203 (400 amino acids)
Biological process (GO): carbohydrate metabolic process
Source: RefSeq, a predicted model, not a curated record
AUGCCCUUGACGAACCCAAACCUUGAAGGAUACACAAUUGUGCGCCAAUUAUGGAUAGAAUACUACAACAAACACGAACGUACAUUUAUAGCCCGUAAAAGGUGCUCUGGAUGCUACAAUGACAACAAGUUUGUUAUCUGGGCAGUGUCAGUUGCAGCCCAGUCGAUAGUUGAUGGUGCAAGAAUUUACAAGGAAUUUUUGCCAUUGGUUGGACCAGCUAUCGAUAUCUUCCAGAAGUAUAGAAACCCACAUUUGAAAGGUUAUUCUGCUGCAGAAAAUAAUGGAAAUGAUAAAGAUAUCUACUAUGAUGAUGAUGCCCAAGUUGCCAGUGCUAUGUUAACGGCAUACGAAGUCACCGGCGAAAAAAGGUUUUUGGACCAGGGAAGAGAAUUGGUGAGGUUUUUGAUGGGAGGAUGGAACGAUAACCCCAAUGCUCAAACCAAAGGUGGAGUGAAAUGGCAUAUUUCAAAUGCUUAUUUAAAUGCAUGUACUACGGCCGAAGUCGCCAAGGCGUGCCUUCAAUUGUCAAAAUUUGUGCCUAAUGAAAGCAAGGUUUACAUUGACUUUGCCGCAAAAUGUUUAGAUUGGCAAAUUAAAGUGCUCCAAGAUCCUGGCGACAAGUUGAUCAAAGAUGGUGUUCAAGAUACCCUGAAAGAACCCAACGAUACAAAAUGGACCUAUAAUUUGGGUACCACGCUCUCGGUGGCUUCACAUUUGUAUCAUAUUACAAAGGACCAAUCUUACAAAAAGAUAGCUGAUGAAUUGGCCGAUGCUGGAAUUAACAGAAACGUAUUUUUCUACGACAGAGACUUCAGCGAUGACAAGCGUUACUGGAGAGAUUCAUCUUACUUUGUUCAACUUCUAAUCGAAGGAUUAGCCGACUAUAUGCUUUAUGUUGGACCCGAUGCUCCUGGAGAUCUUCCCCAGAGAAUCGAAGAAGAGAUCAGAAGACACUUGCUUAUGUUUUACAAGUACCUGAAAGAUCCUAAAGACGGGAUGUACAUUCAAAGUUUUGAACCUCAUCACACUUAUAGAGAAGUGUAUGACUCGGAGUACAAGAGGGAAUUCGGAGAACGGAAGGGAUGGGGAUUGAAGGAUGAAGACAAAGAUGGUGACCAACCUCAAAAGUGUCUUAUGGGAUAUGGUGCAGCAGCAAGGGUUUUCUUUCAAGGUGCUAGAGUCGUGCCUCAAAUUAACCAGUAA